Messenger RNA from Gongylonema pulchrum, 339 nucleotides. The record is from the annotation of a GenBank genome assembly. Lineage: Eukaryota; Metazoa; Nematoda; Chromadorea; Rhabditida; Gongylonematidae.
AUGGGCGGAAGGUACGGAAUGCCGAUUGACAUGUGGUCACUUGGGUGUAUUCUCGCCGAAUUGCUCACAGGAUAUCCACUUCUGCCUGGCGAAGAUGAAAGUGAUCAGCUGGCACUUAUAAUUGAGCUGCUUGGUUUGCCGCCUGCAAAAGUUACCGAAAAUGCCAAACGAUCGCGCAAUUUCAUAUCUUCGAAAGGUUAUCCACGGUACUGCACAGUAACAGCGAUGCCUGAUGGAUCUGUAGCGGUUUCAGCUGGUCGCUCAAAACGUGGUAAACCAAGGGGUCCACCGGGCAGUCGAUCUUGGAGUACCGCAUUAAAAAAUCAGGUAAUUUCUUGA